AUGGACGUCGAUUUAGAUUAUUGUUUGAAGCGUUUUGCUGAUGAACAAUUGGGUGAAAGUAUCAAGGAAGUUGCUCAACUUCAACGUAAUAUUAAAAGAAUGCGUACUAAAGUUAUAGAAAUGUCACAAGAAGAUGAUGCAGCAGUAUGUGAAGAAGAAAAUACACUAGCAGAAAAAUUCUUAAAUGAUUUUAAUAGGAACAAUCUAAAUAUCAAUAUAACACGUCAAAAGAUUGAAAAUGAAUUUCGAAAAGCUCUUUAUGAUAUCAAAGUUGAUAUUGAUGUUAUAGUUCAAAUACCAACAACAACGAGAAAUAAUAAUCGAGAAACUAAUGAAGAAAUACGAAUGGCUAGUAAUAAAAUACGUCAGCAAAUUACAAGUAUCGAGAGUGAAUUAACUCAUUUAUUUAAUAUGAUAGACUCAAACAAUUCUAUUAAUUGUUCUUCUCGAGUUUUAUCAUGGCUUCGACAACAUUAUGGAUAUGUGAAUGAGCUCAAUCGAAUAAUUGGUAAAGGUAAUAGUUCUGGUGAUCUAUUCGCUUUUUCUGAGAAAGGUCCACUUAUGCACUGUGUAUUGGAGCGUGCACCUCUUUGGACUCAUCGAAAGAAACUUAUAGUUAAGUUUAUUCAUGAAAUGGAUGAAGAUUCAAUCACCAGUAAUCGUCUCAUUGAUUCUCUCUAUCGGAAAACGGACGUAUCUAGUACAACUAUAUUUAUUCAAGACUAUAUACAACAUCGUCAAGAGGAAAGACGUCACCGAAGAGAUCAAUUGUUACAAAAAAUGGAAGUAGAACUUGAAGAACAACACAUUGAACAACAAACACGAGCAACUGAAUUAGUUAGUGCACUAUGUCAAUUGUCUGCGCAUUCAUUAAAUGACUUUCAAUUGAGUAUAAAACUCAAAAAAGUACUCCAUCAGAUGGAAACAUCCAAACAACUUGUGCCUAUUCUAAUAGAUUAUUGUGAAGAAACAACAGGUAAGAGAGUAAAUAGAAAUCAAUAA
Molecule: messenger RNA, 1002 nt
Organism: Rotaria sp. Silwood2
Lineage: Eukaryota; Metazoa; Rotifera; Eurotatoria; Philodinida; Philodinidae
Source: the annotation of a GenBank genome assembly